AUGAUGCCGUUCUCUCAGGAUUACAAACGUCUGAACGACUUCGACCAGGGACCAAACACAGGUGGCAUGGGUGCCAUUUGUCCAUACCUUCACCUAAAGGAACGAGAGACAGAGUUCAUCAAGCAAGGCAUUAUGCAAAAGGUGAUUGACGGCUUGAAAAGUCGAGGCAUAAUUUAUAAAGGUGUUUUGUAUGCCGGCCUCAUGUUUACUGAAGAGGGCAUGAAGGUGUUGGAAUUCAAUUGCCGCUUUGGGGAUCCGGAAUGCGAGGUUGUACUGCCGCUCCUACGAACCGAUCUGUAUGAUAUUUGCUAUAACUGCGCCAAAGGUAGCCUCCGUUCUGUGGAAAUUUCAUGGGCAACCAAUGAGUUUGCGUGCGCUACUAUGAUGAUAAGCAAAGGCUAUCCGGGUCAUUAUGAAAUUGGCUACCCUAUUGUAGGUAUGCACAUUUCAGCUAUGACAAAAAUUGUAACCAUUAAUGAUUUAUUCUUGACUCCAUCAACAACCUGUUUAAUCUUUGAUCUUUUUUAAUG
Soboliphyme baturini is the source of this 530-nucleotide messenger RNA. The record is from the annotation of a GenBank genome assembly. NCBI's taxonomy places the organism in Eukaryota, Metazoa, Nematoda, Enoplea, Dioctophymatida, Soboliphymatidae.